UAGGUAUCAUAAAUUACUUUCUUAGGUACUCAUAACGUAACGUGAUGAUGCAGACUAAUUGUGUUCAGGGUUGUUAGAAUUCUUAAUGAGUAUUAGUGGCUUGUGAAAGAAAAGUACAGUCAGCGAUAAAAACUUGUACAAAAAAUUAUUUUCUGCCAAAAACUUAUUCAAGAAAAAUGCACUUAAAUAUGUGUGAUGGUCGCGAUUUUUGUAAACGCUUCAUAAAUUCACAAUACGGUGUCUGGCGACUUUUGCUGAACGCCACAGAUUAAUGUUUUGCCACAGUUGAACGACUGUAAGAAACCAGAUUACAAUUAUUUCUUUGUCUUUCGUUUUAGCUGUUAUGCCGGGACGUAUUCUGUUCCCUUUCCGAAGCAGCUUCUAUUACUUCAACGUCCGCGUUGGAUCAAUCAUGGUGGUGGCUGGCGAUGGUCUGUUGAGCCUAGUGCGGCUGGCACUGGUUCUGACUGGAGUAGAAAUGUUUGACAAGGAGCAUAGAUUUAUUAACAUGGAUGUACAGCGUAAGGGAAUCAAGAAUUCGCUACAGCGUUCUCUUCGGAUUGAAUCUACUGGCGUCCCAAUUGCUUGCCGUGGGAAUCUUAAUAAGCAAACGCCGGCCACUCCCGGUGCUAAUGGUGCCCUGGCUUGUCAUGUUCCUGUGCUGCACUUGGCUGUAUUAUCCGAACAUAAUUUACCACAAAAAAAAGCCAGGACCCAUCGCCAUCUGUGUUCUCAUUAUGGCAUUAUGCCUAUACUGUUGGAGCGUUGUGCUUAGCUUCUUCUUGGAGGUCCUGGAACGGACUUCUCCGAAGCCAGAUCGGUCUGACGUAACAGCGGCAGUUGCCAAACCUCAGCUUCGGCAGGAAAUUACGUUGCAUAAGCCUAAUACGGUUUGAUGAUAAAAACUCCUCGAAAACUAUACGAAA
Molecule: messenger RNA, 926 nt
Organism: Cydia pomonella (codling moth)
Lineage: Eukaryota; Metazoa; Arthropoda; Insecta; Lepidoptera; Tortricidae
Exons: 4
Coding region: 344-775 (143 amino acids)
Source: RefSeq, a predicted model, not a curated record